Molecule: messenger RNA, 2051 nt
Organism: Prorocentrum cordatum
Lineage: Eukaryota; Dinophyceae; Prorocentrales; Prorocentraceae
Source: the annotation of a GenBank genome assembly
CGUGCCGAAGGACCACGUGAUCGUUUUCUUGUUCCUUGUUUUGCCGAUCGGUGCGGGCCCUCAAACUCACCAUCUGUGUCGCAUACCGUUGUCAAGCUUGUGCCCGGUCUGCCUUCCGUACUCAUUCUGGACCAAUACAUUAUUCUGUCUUCACACAUCUUACAGGACCUGUAAUUUCUUCUUGCUCGACUUGCCAGGAUGGCGGCGACGGGGACUCGGAAGGUGCCGUUGGCCGUAUAUGUGGUUGCGCUAUUCGCCCAUGGCGCUUUCGUCGCGCUUUCUGCUACCGUGCAGGUGGGAGAAAAAACCACCGCAACGCCGUCUCCUUCAUCUGUCUCCCCUCAGGACAUCGACCACCGCAACGCCUCGCUCAUCACGAGAACCCAGAAGCAGGCCUCAAAUUAUGCUACGAUCUCGACGUCGAACUACUGUGGCCACGUGGAUGGCGGCUACCCGUAUCGAUGCUUUCCAGGCACCGGCUCGUAUUCUACUUUCCAAGAGUGCCAGGAUCGUUGCACGGAACUGGCGUGGUGCAUCGGUUUCUCGCACGAGCCAGGCCAUUGUGCUUUCAUGUCUACGAUAAACCCUUGCCCUGCGUAUUCUCCCAACACCGGACACGUUGCAACCACUGUGUCGGAUCUGGUUCCCAGCAGUUACAAUGGAUAUAGUUGCUACGGGAAGGAGGCUGCCGCGACGCCUGCACCGACGCCAGCGACGCCAUCUCCGGCAUCUGCCGUAGGCGACCCACACUUGCAGAACAUCCACGGGGAGAGGUUCGACCUGAUGAAGCAGGGCAACUUCACGCUCAUUCAAAUUCCUCGUGGUGUGCCCGUGAAGGACAGCAUGCUCACCGUCGAGGCCUACGCUCGCCGUUUAGGCGCGUCCUGCGCUGAGUUAUACUUCCAGACCGUCAGCAUCACGGGCAAAUGGGCAAGAUCGGACAUUCAUUUCAGAGCCGGGGAUUCGCCCGACAAGCAGCCCAUGUGGUUGCACUUCGGACCGGUCGAGAUGAAGGUUGUCCAUGGACGCGCCGAGACGGGCCAGAAGUAUCUAAACAUCUUCGUCAAGCAUCUGGGGCGCGCAAGCGCCACUGUCGGAGGGCUUCUCGGAGAAGAUGACCACGCCGACGCGGCGACUCCGAACGCGCAGUGCCUCAAGACAGUAUCGCUUGCAAACCUAGCGACGCGGGGCACGUCCGAGCUCCAAUACGCCUCCGUGGCGAUCGCAGCUCUGUGAGUAUUUUGACAUGCCGGCUUCCUUGCCACUUCUACGUCGCCCAACAUGUCAUCGGAAUAUAUAUAUAUAUAUAUAGAUAUAUCCCGGGGGACGAGGCUCCAAGAACAGCCCAAGAGAGCUUUUUGUUCCCUGCUGCUGUCAUCGUGGAUGCCAUGGGCAGUUCUCAUAUUGAUGCCCCACAGUCGCAGUGCAUCUGCAGUGGGACCGUGUUUAGUCCGAGCGUGGCCUGGGCGUGUGCAUUGGUCAAUGCACCACAGAAGAGGUGGCGCUGCCAUUCCGGCUGACCAGCCGCGCCCGCCGUUUUGUUCCCUGCUGCUGUCAUCGUGGAUGCCAUGGGCAGUUCUCAUAUUGAUGCCCCACAGUUGCAGUGCAUCUGCAGUGGGACCGUGUUUCGUCCGAGCGUGGCCUGGGCGUGUGCAUUGGUCAAAACACCACAGAAGAGGUGGCGCUGCCAUUCCGGCUGACCAGCCGCGCCCGCCGUUUUGUUCCCUGCUGCUGUCAUCGUGGAUGCCAUGGGCAGUUCUCAUAUUGAUGCCCCACAGUUGCAGUGCAUCUGCAGUGGGGACCGUGUUUAGUCCGAGCGUGGCCUGGGCGUACACCGCACUCACAUCUAUACCCCUGUGUGGGUGUAUGUGCGGCCGUUUUUGCGCUGUCAUUCCGGUGUAUGCAUUGGUCAAAGCACCACAGAAGAGGUGGCGCUGCCAUUCUGGCUGACCAGCCGCGCCCGCCGCCGCGCAUCUCUGUUUCUCCAUGCCGAUGCCGUGAGACCGUUUCUCAUCAUGCCCUGGCGAACAUGAUCGACCCACGAACCCGGA